CUCUCACCUCUCUUUUACACUUUAUGUAUCUGAAUAAACUUUUGAUAUUCUCUUUAAUAUUACUGGCUAGCUUACUUUCAUUUUCCAUCUUUACCUUCUUAAUGUUCUUAAGUUGCCUUUUGUUAAUAAAAGCUUCACAAUCAUUUAAAUUCCUACUAUUUUUGCUUUAUUUUAUGCUCUCUCUUUGGCUUUUAUGUUGGCUUUGCCUUCCCUUGUUAGCCACAGUUGUGUCAUCUUUCCUUUAGAAUAUUUCUUCCUCUUUGGGACGUAUUUAUCUCGUGCCUUCCAAUUUGCUUCCAGAGAUACCAGCCAUUGCUGUUCUGCCAUCAUCCCUGCCAGUGCUCUUUUCCAAUUAAUUCUGGCCUACUCCUUUCUCAUGACUCUGUAAUUCCCUUUACUCCAUUGAUACCUUUACACUGAUACUGCACUGAUCCUUUAAUACAUCUGAUGCAUCUGACUUUAGCUUCUCCUCAAAUUUCAGGGUGAAUUCAAUCAUAUCAUGAUCACAUUCCCCGAAGGGUCCUAUCCUAAGUCCCUUCAUGCCAGUUCCCAUUCCCCUGCCAAAUUAGUUUAAACCUCCCCCAACAGUUCUAACAAACCUGUCCACGAGAAUAUUGGUCCCCCUCAGGUUCAGGUGCAACUUGUCCCUUUUGUACAAGUCAUACAUCCCCCAGAAGAGAUUCCAAUGAUUUAAGAACCUGAAGCACUACCUCCUGCCCCAGCUUCUCAGCCAUGUAUUUUCUGACAAAUCAUCCUGUUCCUACCCUCACUGGUGCAUGGCACAGGUAGCAAUCCAGAAAUUAAUACCCCAAAGAUCUUGCUUCUCAGAAAUUACACAUUAGAGGGAACAUUGAUUGUACUGCUAUCACAUAACAACAAAUUUCACAACACAUGCCAAUAUUAUGAAACCUGAUUCUGAUGUUAGAAAAGUAAGGAGCCCACUCCUAGUUUUUAUUGAGUCUGGAAAGCAGUAAUAGGUUUCACUAAAAAUGGUAAGUUGUACCUCAAGCCUAACUUGGAACUUCUUGUAACAGUACUUAAGGUCAAAAGAGAGGCAGGAGUGGGAUGGAGAAUUGAGGUGACUUUUGCAAGCCCGGAGGAAAGAUAAAUGUCCUGAAGCAUAUACAAUGACUCUGCCUUCACUAAAGCAGCCAGGCUUGCUAUGUCUCUAUUUCUAUCUUAGAAUUCCAACAGCUACUCGAAUUGGGGGCGGAGUGCGUAUCGCCCUUCACUAGAUUUUUUUGUAAAUUGAUCUGAUAAAAGAAGAUCCGAGAGGCAAAACUAGAAUCUUCUGCAAUUGAUCAGUUCUAGCCCCUGUUAAUCAGAGUCACAUGGCCCCCUACCCAUGUCCAGUUCCCGUCUCUACACUUUCGGGCCUCACCAGCUUUCCACCACUCUCGCUCACUCGUAAUUUUCAUCUUCCCCGGCUCCGGGCGUCCAGCCACGCUGCUAUUGGUCGCCGCCCCGACUGAUCUUAACACCUUGCGCCCUGAUUGGAUGCUGCCGGCGGUAAUAACAAUCAGAGCGCCGCCUACGACAUUAAACUGCCGCUGUGCAAACGGACGGUGGGAAGCAAAAUAUCAUACUUAAAGAAACGCGCCAUUGAAGAAGAGACGCACUAAAAGUUGUAUAAUCCAUUGCAACAGCAGAGAAGACGGAAUAUAGAUGACAUUACCUGAGAGACAGAUAUGCCUGGAUCAAAACCAUUAGCCAUCGGGAUCGAUCUGGGCACCACCUACUCCUGUGUGGGGGUCUUCCAGCAUGGCAAGGUGGAGAUCAUCGCCAACGACCAGGGCAACCGCACCACCCCCAGCUAUGUGGCCUUCAACGACACCGAGAGGCUCAUCGGCGAUGCGGCCAAGAACCAAGUGGCAAUGAACCCCGCCAACACCAUCUUUGAUGCCAAGCGGCUCAUCGGGAGGAGGUUUGAUGACCCGACGGUGCAGUCUGACAUGAAGCACUGGCCCUUCCAGGUGGUGAGUGACAGAGGGAAGCCCAAGGUGAAGGUGGAGUACAAGGGGGAGAACAAGACCUUUUCCCCAGAGGAAAUCUCCUCCAUGGUGCUGACCAAGAUGAAGGAGAUUGCUGAGGCUUACCUCGGCUACAAUGUCACCAACGCUGUCGUUACCGUUCCUGCCUACUUCAAUGACUCCCAGCGCCAGGCAACCAAAGAUGCUGGUGUGAUAGCGGGUCUCAAUGUCCUGCGUGUCAUCAAUGAACCGACAGCAGCUGCCAUUGCCUAUGGCCUGGACAAGAAAGGCAAAGGGGAGCGUAAUGUUCUCAUCUUUGACCUGGGUGGUGGCACCUUCGACGUCUCCAUUCUCUCCAUUGAUGACGGGAUCUUUGAAGUGAAAUCGACAGCCGGUGAUACCCACCUGGGAGGAGAGGACUUUGACAACCGCAUGGUCAAUCACUUCAUUGAGGAGUUCAAGCGGAAAUACAAGAAGGACAUCAGCCAGAACAAGAGAGCGGUGAGGAGGCUGCGGACGGCCUGCGAGAGAGCAAAGAGAACCCUGUCUUCCAGCACCCAGAGUGAUGUUGAGAUUGAUGCUCUGUUUGAGGGCAUUGACUUCUACACCUCAAUCACCAGGGCUCGGUUUGAGGAGCUGAACUCUGACCUGUUCAGGGGCACUCUAGAGCCAGUGGAGAAAGCCCUGAGAGAUGCCAAGCUGGACAAAUCCCAGAUCCAUGAGAUUGUCCUGGUCGGAGGCUCCACCCGCAUCCCCAAGAUCCAGAAGCUGCUGCAAGAUUUCUUCAACGGUAGGGAGCUGAACAAGAGCAUCAACCCCGAUGAGGCCGUGGCCUAUGGGGCAGCUGUCCAGGCGGCCAUUCUGAUGGGGGACAAGUCGGAGAAUGUUCAGGAUCUGCUACUCCUGGAUGUUGCUGCUCUGUCGUUGGGGCUGGAGACGGCAGGUGGAGUCAUGACCACCCUUAUCAAGCGGAACACCACCAUCCCCACCAAGCAGACCCAGAUCUUCAGCACCUACUCCGAUAACCAGCCUGGUGUCCUUAUUCAGGUGUAUGAAGGCGAGAGAGCCAUGACCAAGGACAACAACCAUCUGGGCAAGUUUGAGUUGAGUGGCAUCCCUCCCGCUCCUCGUGGCGUACCCCAGAUUGAGGUGACCUUCGAUAUUGACGCCAAUGGCAUCCUCAAUGUCUCUGCUGUCGACAAGAGCACUGGGAAAACAAACAAGAUCACCAUCACCAACGACAAGGGCAGGCUGAGUAAGGAGGAAAUUGACAGGAUGGUGCAGGAGGCCGAGAAGUACAAGAAUGAGGAUGAAAUGCAGCGGCAGAAGAUUGCAGCCAAGAACUCCCUGGAGUCCUAUGCCUUCAACAUGAAGGGCUCUGUGGAGAAUGCAAAUUUAAGGAAUAAGAUCAGUGCAGAAGACAAGAGGAAAGUUAUUGACCUGUGCAACCAGACAAUAGCAUGGCUGGAGAAGAAUCAGAUGGCAGAGAAGGAAGAGUUUGAGCACAAGCAGAAAGAGCUGGAAAAAGUCUGCAAUCCCAUCAUUGCCAAACUGUACCAAGGAGCAGCUCCUGAGGCUUCUUUUGGCUCUCAGGCUGGACAUGUCAAUUCCUCAGGCCCAACCAUUGAGGAGGUGGAUUAACAGAUUGUGUUCAUGUGAAUGAUACUGAUCACUGACCUUUUGGACUUGAACGUGUGUCAUAUGCACUGUUUAUGACUACCUACAGCAGCCUCUGUGAACUUUCUCUUAGAUACUUUUAGGUUAACUUAGAACUCUGCAAUAACAGCACAAGUCUGAUAGUGGUUCAGCUUUUAGCUUUCUUGAAGCGUAUUGUGCUUCAUAAAUGAUGGUUUCAAAGAAUUGGUAGCAAAGGCAGAAAGCGCAUUGGAUUUUCCUUUCACUCUGUCCAUCUUGUUACAAAAUUUUGAAAUGUUUCAUACUUAAAUGUUUGAAACAUAAAUCUGCAGUAGUCUGCUUAUUAAAAUAUAUUUGUAAUUGUGCUAUUUUUUUUAAAUUGUUCUUUGAAACAUUGAUUCCUUUUUCCAAACUUUGCCACUGCAAAUUCACUUCUCAUUCAUUUAACAUAAUAGAUUGGUUUAACUCUGGUCCAAGUUUAAAGACAUUUUGCUUUUUACCAUCUGGAAACCCAAAUACAUUUUACAACCCAUAAAAAUCAUUUGAUGAAAUAUAGCGAUAAAAAUUGAAAAAUUCAAAGUAAUUUUCACAGAAAAAUAUCCCUUUUUUUUGCUUGCUGUAGGUUAAUUAUUACUUUGAAAGAGACAAGUUAAAAUACUGCUUUCCUUCUCAUAUCUCUCAUUUCUAUCAGCUUCUUUGUACAUGAGUAGCUAUGCUUUAUUGAAUACAUUUACUUGUCCUGUUUACCCAUCACACCUGUACAGGAUCUUGAACUACUUUGCUAAACAUAUCUGCAUCUGUCUAGCUCCAAGAUAUUUCUUAAAGCUUAUUUUCAUAUCUAAACAAUGGUCACUUGUCCAACCAUGUUAUAAGGUAUAGGAGCAGAAUUAGGCUAUUUUGGCCCAUCAAAUCUGCUCCGCCAUUUCAUCAUGGUCAAUCUAAUUUUUCUUCUCAGCCCCAAUUUCCUGCCUUCUCCCUGUAGCCCUUCAUGCCCUGACUGAUCAAGAAUCUAUCAUCUCCUGCCUUAAAUAUACAUAAAUAUACUGAGCUCUGCAGUCACCUGUGGCAAUGAAUUGCAGAUUUACCACUCUCUGGCUAAAGAAAUUCCUCUUCAAAUCCAUUCUAUAAGGACACCCCUCUAUUCCAAGGCUGUGUUCCUAGACUCUACCACCAUAGGAAACAUUCUCUCCACAUCCAUUAUAUUGAGGCCUUCCAACAUUCAACUGGUUUUAAUUAGGUGAUCCCCUCAUUCUUCAGAAUUCCAGUGAAUACAGGCCAGAGCCAUCAAGCAUUCUUCAUAUGACAAGCUCUUCAUAAGUUGCUUAAAAUGUUAAAUAACAUUACCACAAAGCAGUUUAUGGUGCUUUAUAUAUACAAAACCCUGGAUGAUAAGAUGCAUUAAUGGCAGGAAAGGAAAACCAGGAAAAAUUAUAUCAGACACCAAGCACUUAAUACAUUGAAAAGCUUAAAAGAAUAUAGAAAUUGCUGGAGUUAAAUUAAAAGGGAAAUCAUGAAUAGAAUGAAAUCCAUUGACACUGACUAACCCUGUGAGGUUGGCUAUUCUGCGGUAACAAGGAAAGGAAUAUCAAGAUAGUAUUCAUAGGUUUCAUUGAAACCAAAUUGAGUAUGAAAAAAACAUUAGCAAGUUAAAGAAAACCCAAAUUUGUUUCGUAAGUAUAUUUCUUUCUUCUUUAUUUCUUUCAGAUACUGCAUGGUAUACAUUGGCCCUUCCGGCUCUGUGAGCUGCACUGCCAAGCAACCCCCAAUUUAACUCUAGCCUAAUCACAGAACAAUUUACAAUGCCCAAUUAACCUACCAAACAGACUGUGGGAGGGAACCCAUGAGGUCACGGGGAGAAUGCACACACUGCUUACAGACAGCUGUGGGAAUUGAACCCAGAUCACUGCUACUGUAAGCAUUGUGCCAACCACUAUGCUACUGUGCCGCUUCAUCAAGCAAUAUCAGCACACCUACUAAGUACCAACAAACUGACAUGCAUAAAGUUCUGAAAAUAUUUUGCUUAUGUUUUCAUGAAAAAGUAUGUUAAUGUAUCUGAUAGGAUAAAAACUGAAAGGGAACAUGUAUCUGAAAAAGAAUAACUUGCUCUGAAUGAUCCCAGGCAGACAAAGGCAGACUAAAACUUUCCAAUCCUCUUUGUUCUGAAAGAUUGUAGACGGAUAAUAUUGUCCUGUUGUUUAAAAGUGAUAAAGCAAAUAAUUAUAUAGGAAACUAUUAGAACAAACAGUACAAAUUUCAUUUUAAAAAGUACGGGUUAAUCAGGGCAAAUAGUGUGGGUUUAUUAGGAUGAGAUCAUGUCUGUCUAACUUGACUUAAUUCUUCAAGUGGAUAAUAAGAGUUAAUAGGGCAGCGUAUUUGAUAAAGAUUUCAUGAAUUUUAGAAAGGCUUUUGAAAAAGUGGGAUCUCUCAGUGGCCACUUUUUAAAUUCUACUUCCCAGUCUCAUGCUGACAUGUCAGUCCAUGUCAGUUCUCUACCACUGCAAUGAGGCCACAUUCAGGUUGAAGGAGCAACAUCUUAUAUUCCAUCUGGGUAGCCUCCAACGUGAUGGCUUAAACAUCAAUUUGUCAGACUUCUGGUAAUGACCCCCCCCCCACUAUCAUUCCCCAUUUCCAUUUCCUUCUCUUACCUUAUCUCCUUACCUACCCAUCAUUUCACCCUUCCCUUUCUUUUAUGGCCUUCUGUCUUUUCCUAACAGAUUCCCCCUUCUCCAGCUCCUUAUUUCUCUUGCCAAAUGACUUCCCAGCUGUUUCAUUCACACCACCCCCCCCCCCUUCUGGUUUCACCAUAAUCGCCUACUACCUUGAAUUUCUUCCUUCCUUCCCCCCAGCUUCUCACCCUGACUUCUCAUAUUUUAUACUCCCGUCCUAAUGAACGGCUUGGCUCAAAACGACGACUGUUUACUCUUUUCCAUAGAUGCUGCCUGGGCUGCUGAGUUCCUCCAGCAUUUUUGUGUGUGUUCCAGUGAAGAAGCAAGCUUUACACUGCAGAAAUAUAUACAUAUAUUGCAAACACGAGGAAAUGUGCAGAUGCUGGAAAUUCAAGCAAC
This is a messenger RNA of Hypanus sabinus (Atlantic stingray), 6670 nucleotides long. Its product is annotated as heat shock 70 kDa protein 1-like. The transcript has a single exon. Gene Ontology annotation, molecular function: ATP binding; ATP hydrolysis activity; ATP-dependent protein folding chaperone. Gene Ontology annotation, cellular component: cytoplasm; vesicle; blood microparticle. Gene Ontology annotation, biological process: cellular response to unfolded protein; protein refolding. The coding region runs from base 1689 to 3611 and encodes 640 amino acids. NCBI's taxonomy places the organism in Eukaryota, Metazoa, Chordata, Chondrichthyes, Myliobatiformes, Dasyatidae. The record is from RefSeq and is a predicted model, not a curated record.